Messenger RNA from Labrus bergylta (ballan wrasse), 4498 nucleotides. The record is from RefSeq and is a predicted model, not a curated record. NCBI's taxonomy places the organism in Eukaryota, Metazoa, Chordata, Actinopteri, Labriformes, Labridae.
UGUUUUAGCCAAUCACAGGCCGGUGUGAGUGCGCACUCCGUUGGACGACGACCAUGGCACGGAGUAGAGUCCUCUUCGGUGUAACAAACUUUUAACGUGUCGUUACGGGGCAAAAGGAGUGAGGUGGGGACGCUGCUGCCCUGAGCAGGAAUGGGGGAGAUUGAGGGUUCAUACCGGGUUGUGCAGACCCCUGGCACAAGGCUUGGAGCCCAGUUCAACGCUGGUAUCAGCACUUUGGAGCCGGGCCAGAGCCUCAGUGGCAAUAUGGUCAGAAGCCAUGGGCGAGGACUCCAAAUCCGUGUACAGGGGCUGGACGACUCCCAGGAGUUCUUUGAUGUAGACUCCAAAGCUCUUGGACAGGACCUCCUCUCUGAGGUUUUCCUGCGAGGCAACCUCAUGGAGAGUGAUUACUUUGGCCUUGAGUUUCAGAACAUGCAGAUGAACUGGGUUUGGCUGGAACCCACAAAAUGGAUUGUGAAACAAGUCAGAAGACCAGCUAACACGCUGUUCAGGCUGUCGGUGAAAUUCUUUCCUCCAGACCCCGGUCAGCUGCAGGAGGAGUUCACGAGGUACUUGUUCUCACUGCAGAUGAAAAGAGAUUUGAUGGAGGGCAGGUUGAUCUGCACAGAAAAUACAGGAGCCCUGCUGGCCUCUCAUCUUGUCCAGUCGGAGAUUGGUGAUUAUGAUGAUGCUGCGGACAGGGACUUCCUGAGGAUGAACAAACUGUUGCCUUACCAAGAAAAGGUGCAAGAGAGGAUCAUGGAGCUCCAUCGCAGGCACUUGGGCCAGACUCCAGCUGAAUCAGAUUUCCAAAUCCUGGAGAUCGUUCGAAAACUGGACAUGUACGGCGUCCGCUACCAUCCAGCAUCUGACAGGGAAGGCACCAAAAUUAAUCUGGCUGUAUCUCACAUGGGCCUUCAGGUUUUUCAGGGCAACACAAAAAUAAAUACCUUCAAUUGGUCCAAGAUUCGCAAACUGAGCUUCAAGAGAAAACGGUUCCUGAUCAAACUCCACCCAGAGGUUCAUGGCCCCCACCAGGAUACUCUUGAGUUUAUGAUGGGCAGUCGAGACCAGUGUAAAAUCUUUUGGAAGAUCUGUGUGGAAUACCACUCAUUUUUCCGUUUGUUUGACCAACCCCAACCAAAAACUAAAGCUAUCCUCUUCACCAGAGGCUCCUCAUUCAGAUACAGUGGAAGGACCCAGAAACAGCUUGUGGAGUAUGUCAGGGAAAAUGGAGCAAAGAGAACGCCAUACCAGAGGAGGAACAGUAAAAUAGGAAUGUCGCUUCGCUCCCUCGCCUCAGAUGUGCCAAAACAGAGCUUGUCAUUCAAUGACAGUCUCAGGACCCCAGGAUCCCUUUCCUCUGCUUCUGUUUCCUUCUACCCGCACAUCUCAAGCUUCCCCCAACGAACAGAACUACAACAUCAGCCCCAGCCUUUGCCGUCACUGAACCAGUCUCCUGCACCUCCCCUGCAGACUCAGAACCUGAACCUGCAGCACCAGCCUCAGCACCACCAGCAGCUUCAGUCCCCUCUGCAAACCACCAGACCCCCCAGUCCUCCGAAGGAAGAAACUGUCAAGACUGCAUCCCCAUCUCACUUCGCUUUUCAAGACACCGUCGACAGCCCUCAGCUCUCACCCUUAACCACCAAAGGACCCCUCUGCUUGUCGCCCUCCUUCCAGAUGUCGACCCUCAGCCUGCCGGGUCACGCCUCGUCGCCCCUGCAAAGCCCCAUCCUGAGUGAGGUGGGCAGCAAUGCCAGGCUAGAGGAGGAGGAUGAGGGCAGGAGGAAGAUAUCCACCGAUAAGGCCUACUUCAUUGCCAAAGAGAUUCUGACCACAGAGCGAACAUACCUGAAAGAUCUGGAGGUCAUCACAGUGUGGUUUCGCAGCGCUGUGAUCAAAGAAAACGCCAUGCCUGAAGGGCUGAUGAACCUCCUUUUUUCCAACAUCGACCCCAUCUAUGAGUUCCAUCGAGGCUUCCUGAAGGAGUUAGACCAGAGGCUGGCUCUCUGGGAGGGGCGCUCAAACGCUCACGUCAAAGGGGACUACCAGAGGAUCGGAGAUGUGAUGCUGAGGAACAUGUGUGCUCUUAAGGAAUUCACCAGCUACCUGCAGAAGCACGACGAGGUGUUAACAGAGCUGGAGAAAGCCACCAAGAGGCUGAAGAAGCUGGAGACGGUCUACAAAGAGUUUGAGCUGCAGAAAGUCUGCUACCUGCCACUCAACACAUUCCUGCUCAAGCCCAUCCAGCGCCUCAUGCACUACAAGCUCAUCCUGGAGAGGCUAUGCAAGCAUUACUCUCCCUCGCACCGGGAUCACGAUGACUGCAAGGAGGCUCUGAAGGAAGUGGCUGAGAUCGCCACUCAGCUCCAGAGCAGUCUCAUCCGGCUGGAGAACUUUCAGAAGCUAACAGAGCUGCAGAGAGACCUGAUCGGUAUCGAAAACCUGACAGCACCAGGCAGGGAGUUCAUAAGAGAGGGAUGUCUGUACAAGCUUACCAAGAAAGGACUGCAGCAGAGAAUGUUUUUCCUUUUCUCAGACAUGCUCCUCUACACAAGCAAAGGUGUUACAGCCACCAAUCAGUUCAAAGUACACGGCCAGCUGCCACUUCAUGGCAUGAUCGUGGAGGAAAGUGAAAACGAGUGGUCAGUCCCUCACUGCUUCACCAUCUACUCUGCUCAGAGGACCAUUGUUGUGGCUGCCAGCUCCAAAGUGGAGAUGGGGAAGUGGAUUGAGGAUCUGAACCUUGCAAUUGAAAUGUCCAAGAAGUCUCAAGAGAAAUCUAGCAUCUUCCCCGACCCUGGACUUGGAGAUCACUCCAACAGAUCGUCUGACGAGGUUUCCCUGGAACAGGAGUCGGAGGAUGACAUGAACUCGUCCCGCACGUCACUGGACAAGCAGACACACCACCGUGCCAACACCACCAUGCAUGUGUGCUGGCACCGUAACACCAGCGUGUCUAUGUCUGAUCACAGCCUGGCUGUGGAGAACCAGCUGUCAGGUUACCUCCUGAGGAAGUUCAAGAACAGUAACGGCUGGCAGAAACUCUGGGUGGUUUUCACCAACUUCUGCUUGUUCUUCUACAAAACACAUCAGGACGACUUCCCGCUGGCGAGCCUCCCUCUGCUCGGCUACACGGUCAGCACUCCUGAAGAGUCUGACAGCAUCCACAAGGAGUACGUCUUCAAGCUGCAGUUCAAAUCCCACGUUUACUUCUUCAGGGCUGAGAGCGAGUACACCUUUGAAAGAUGGAUGGAGGUGAUCAAGAGUGCAGCCAGCACUACGGGCCGCAUGAGCCUGCUCAUACCUAAAGGAGGUCCCAUGGAGAUAAACGGAAACUGAAUCAAAUAUCAUUGAUACCGGAGGCUGGGCCUCUAGGAUGGCAGAAAGACUUUCAAGUCUCAUUGUAAUUUUCAAAGUGAUGAUUUGUACCAUGACUGAUGAGAGACUGAAGUUUAAGUGUUAACAUUGAUUGCGUUAAGGAUUUAAUUCUUAUGGUCUGUGCUUGUUCCUCAUUAAUGCUGUAAAUGAUAACGUUGUUCCUGUGUGCAGGAUAUUAUGAAAGGAGACGUGUAUAUUUGGAUCCGAUGUUUGCAUGCAUAUUGCUCAACAUAUAGCCUGAUGAAAAAUAAUGAUAAAUGGGACCAACUCCAACACAAAGGCUUGAUUUCAGGCUUUUGAAGAACUUCUAUCUACAAAGCCUGAUGACUGAAGCUGCAGGUCUAGCCCUGUGCUAUGACUGGCAUAUAGAGGAUUUAGAGCAUGUGGAAAAUGAAGGUACAGGAUAGUUGGUACUUUUGAGACAGUCGGAGAUGAAUGCAGGAUGGAGUUGAGCAGAAGGAUCAUGGAAAGUUGAACCGUGUUUACAGGUAAAAUUUUGGAGGCAUAUGGCUAGUUCUGAGCAAAUCAUCAUAUGAAAGCGUUUAUAUUGUUAACAAAUGGAUGUUUAAAUUGUUCAAAAGGGAGCCGUUCUGCUUAAAUCUCCCCGUUAGUCAGGCAUUAUUACGGCCAGUUUGGUGCUACAUUUCUCUCUUCUCUUAAUAUCAGAUGUAACCAAUGUAUCCUCUUUUUAUUUUUUGCGUAGGGAUGACAGCUUGAGAGGACAUGUGUAGUGUUUACUCUGUGUAAAAAGUUGCAGAUUUUCCUCCUAAAAAAAACAAAUCAGAAGAACAUAUUUUGAUGUUCUGGUACUUGCUGUGCGUCAGAAAGUUCUAGACAAAUGAGAUUGUUUGAGACACCAGUGAUGCUAAUUUAGUGUGACAUGCAACCAUGGCAUUAUUUGGUACCGGUAUAUUUUUUUGUAUUAAGACUGGAAGUGUGUGUGUGUGUGUGUGUGUGUGUGUGUGUGUGUGUGGUCUCCUAACCAUCUGAUAUUCUGUGCGUGUGUAAGAGACUGACUGUUGUCUCUCCAGUUACUCCUAUUUAUUGUCCAGCAUGUAGUCCUCAUGUUAUUCCAAUGAAACCGUAACUAAAUAAAGUUCCCUUCAAAAGCAGA